Prorocentrum cordatum is the source of this 1095-nucleotide messenger RNA. Lineage: Eukaryota; Dinophyceae; Prorocentrales; Prorocentraceae. The record is from the annotation of a GenBank genome assembly.
GCUGAACGGCACGCUGGACCCGACCUCCCGCCGCCAUGCCGCAGGCCCCUCUCCGACAGCAGGCUUGGGCGCGCCGUGGAGGGCAACGGCCUGCGAUUUGUGGGUCAGGAUCUACUUAGUUUUCCCAUGGCGGACGUCGUUGACAUGCAGGCAGACAUCAAGCACCUCACGCUGUCCCAGCUGCUGUACAUCAGGUGCUCGAACUUGGGCUUCGCGGCCACCACGCAAUCCGUGCGGGCGCAGGGCGACUUCCUGGACAAGGUGGACGCACAGCUGGACAUCCGGCUCGCCGCUAGGCUGGCUGGGGGCAGAAGGGAGUUCACCGUGGAGCCGAGCAAGGUCCAAGAGGUCGAGGGAGCUGGUCCUGACAGCCUGUGGUUGUUCCGCGCAGGCGCCCUCGAGGGACUUCUGCGGCUGCAGGAGUGCCAGCUCGAGCCGCUCGGGCAGUCCCGGGGCGUGUUCUGCCACAGGAGCUUGGCGCGCAACCCCGCGGGGGCGCCGAGGAUGCGGCGGCAGCUGCACUGGGAGGAGGCGACCAAGAUCGUCAUGGCGAAGCCGCCCAUCGAGGGCAAGGAGGUCAUGAAGGAGGUUGCGAUGUUCAAGGCCCGCCUGAAUGUGGCGGCCAAGAUCUUCAUGGACAACCCAUCGAGGUCGAAACAGGUCACGAGCCUCCACGAAGUUGCGCUGCUGGGCAGCGAAGGUGGCGGAAAGAGCGAGGAGUGGGAGGAGUACCUGCUGCGCCUAGGACGGGGGGGCCGGCUGCAACGUGGUCCCAGCCGCGAGCUGCCCGCGCGGUGCGGGCGCUGGUGCAAUCAGUCCUGGGGAGCGGCGCGCCAGCUCCUCGCCACGCACCACGGCGAGCACCUGGGCACGCCGUUGGGGCUGCAGCAGCAGGAGGCGCUGAAGCUGGAUGGAGGCGGAAAUGUGCGACUGGCCGCCCUCCAGCUGCUCAAGUACGACGUGGACCACCUCCUCGUGGUCGCAGCGGCUGGGUGGCUUGUCGCCAACCUGGAGGUGGAGGAGCGCAGGUCCCAGCCCCCGCAGGAGCUGCUGCGUGUGCUGCAGGAGCGGCUCGCGGCCGCCAAGACGGACUAG